AUGAUGCUUUUGGAUUACCUGAAAGAUUCUUUUAAGCAAGUUAAACACAACAUUAAAAGCAAUGAUCUAGAAAGUAUAAUUUGGCUUGUAAACUUAGUUCCAUCACGGGCUGGUUUUUCCAUUGUGGGAGAUAAAAUAUCUGCACCAUUCUGGAUUGUACACUUGUCUCUUCUAUUCUACGUGUAUGCAGUCGGCAAUUACGUGUACCUGACGAGAUUUGCGGAGGGAGCCGUGGACUCUAUCAAGAGUUUCGUCAAUAUAUCGCUAUUUACGCUUAUAUUGAACAACAGCUAUUGGUUUUUGAUGAAAAAACCAUUGUUGAAGACAGUACUUGAACAAGUGAGCCUUAACGAUAGUUUGUCAAGAGAGAAAGAAUUUAUGAGGAAAAAGCAUGAAAAGUUAUUAUAUGUCAUUAAGAAGAUUUUAUUUAUUUUCUACGGAUCCAAUUUAAUAGAUGCAUGUUUUAUUUACUUGCCACAUCGAGUCAAUGUUACAGAUGAUUAUUACUCGAUGACGCCGUGUGUCGGAUUGGAGCCGCUAACUACAACACCCAACCGCGAAAUAUGUCUAGUAAUUCUUUGUGCACAAGAAAUUUGCAUAAUGACAGUUGUUCUCAAUUAUCAAGCUCUACUUCUGUUCAUUAUCGCACAUACUGCAGCUAUGUACGAAAUGCUAUCAGCAGAAAUAUUGAUCUUUGAUGAAUAUGACAAUACUCCAGAAAGUUACGCUGCUGUGAAAGAACGUUUACCAAUACUGAUCCAACGUCACUCCUUGACUUUGAAUAUCAUUAAAAACAUCAAGGCCUUGUACUCUAUGCCGAUUGGGGUUAACUUUGGCAGCAAUGCAGUUUGCAUAUGUUUAUUUUUCUAUGUACCUUUUGACGAAUGGGUCACAUUGACACCGAUUCUUAUAUAUUGUUUUCUCGUUUUCUUUUUGUAUUGUUUCCUUUGUCAGCGGCUAAUAAACGGUGCAGAGUUGUUCGAGAAUGCAAUAUACAGUUGUGGUUGGGAGAAGUUUAGUAUGAAGGAGAAGAAAAUGAUAUUUGUGAUGUUGAUGCAAGCUCAACGGGCGGUCACUUUGUUAGCAGCUGAUAUAAUUCCAGUUAACAUUUAUACAUUUGCAACGACUCUUCAAGCUAUGUACAAAUUUGUAACUGUCGUAAAACUUUAAAUAUAAAAAAUAUAUUUAGUCUGCAUACUUUAUGCAAGUAGUUACAUGUUAAUUUUUACAAUCACUAAUUAUCACUUACAUUACAAAUGAACUCAUUAUUACCUCUUUGAGAAACACUAUCUUACAGGUAAAAUAAAGGGUACCUACUUAUUGAAAAACAAACUCUAAUGGCACAGUAAUUCAAAAAGGUCAUUAAUUUCAUGAUUUGCGUUUAUUUGUUGUUUCAUAAUGCUAGUUUUGAAAUAAAUAAAACAUUUUUGGUUCUUUCUGAAA
Molecule: messenger RNA, 1443 nt
Organism: Melitaea cinxia (Glanville fritillary)
Lineage: Eukaryota; Metazoa; Arthropoda; Insecta; Lepidoptera; Nymphalidae
Gene: Or-54
Exons: 4
Coding region: 1-1170 (389 amino acids)
Biological process (GO): sensory perception of smell; detection of chemical stimulus involved in sensory perception of smell
Cellular component (GO): plasma membrane
Molecular function (GO): odorant binding; olfactory receptor activity
Source: RefSeq, a predicted model, not a curated record